GGAGACGGCGAGACUCGGUCAGGAGGGGAGCGACAGCGAGCACCGGCCCAUCAUUACUCCCCCCCUCACCCUCUGUUGCCGCGUUGCCUCAGGUGUUGUUCACACACUGACACCGUUGAUCAUCUAGCGGGCUCAGAACCCGCACCAAACGCCGGCACAAUGUCGAUGGCACAUCUGUACGGGAAGGACGGCACCGACGAUGAGGUGGAGAUGGAACGAUUUGAGAUCUCGGACUGGGACCUGGAAAAUGAGUUCAACCCGGACCGUGUCCGCCACCGGCAGACAAAGGAGGAUGCGAUCUACGGCAUGUGGGCCGAGAACGACUCUGACGACGAGAGACCCAGUUUUGGGGGGAAACGCUCCAAAGAUUACACAGCUCCGGUGAACUUCAUCAGCGCUGGACUCCGUCGAACAACAGAUGAGGAAAAUGAAAAAGAGAAGGAUUCCGAUGAAUCUGAUGAAGAGAAGGUUAAAAGAGAAGAAUUUCAAAAAGAGUUUGCACCACAGAAAUUGAAAACUGGUGGCUUUUUUAAAUCUCAUUCGAAAGGAUUCGGAGGAGGAUAUCGGACAAACCAGGAAAUCGGCACCUGGGAAAAACACACAAAAGGGAUUGGACAGAAGCUGUUACAGAAGAUGGGUUACGUGCCUGGUAGAGGUCUUGGAAAGAAUGCCCAAGGUAUCAUAGCACCAAUUGAGGCAAAGAUGAGGAAGGGGAAAGGAGCAAUCGGUGCUUACGGGUCUGAACGAACAGAACAGUCACUGAAAGACUUUCCUAUCGUUGACUCGGAUGAGGAUGCUGAUGAGGAGUUCCUGAAAGAGAUGAGCCAAUGGCGAAAGGAUCCCACAGGUGGAAAGAAGAAACCGAAGUACAACUACAAAACGGUGGAGGAGCUGAAGGCAAAGGGAACAACAAGCCUAGGCAGGAAAAUGGCUACACCGCAGACUGAACUCUCACAAGUCAAGGUUAUAGACAUGACGGGAAAGGAACAGAAAGUGUAUUACAGUUACAGCCAAAUAACCCAGAAGCACGACAUUCCUGACGAUGUGCAGUCACUGGGCAAAGAUGCCAAGUCAGAGGGGUUCUCCCUCCCAGAGCUGGAGCACAAUCUGGAGCUGCUGAUCGAGAUGACGGAGCAGGAAAUCAUCCAGAAUGAUCGCCAGCUGCAGUAUGAGAAGGACAUGGUCAUCAACAUCUCCCACGAGAACGAGAAGCUCUCGGAGGUCCUAGAGCACGAGGGGAAGAUCAUAGACAAGCUCAGCCAUAUCCUGCAGAUCGUGGAGGAUUGCGAGAAGAGACUGCAGCCCAGCUGCGAAAACCCAUUGACAUUGGAAGAAUGUGCAAACAUAUUUGAAAUGUUGCAGGAGAAAUAUUUUGAAGAGUAUAAGAUGUUUGACCUGGCGGAACUUUCCAUUGCUGUUGUAUUUCCACUGCUGAGAGAAUACUUUAAGGCCUGGAAUCCUUUACAGGAUAACGAGUAUGGUUUGGAGGUCAUGUCUAAGUGGCGGAAACUUCUGGAACGAGACCAACUGCAACAUGGAGGUUGUGACAUGUUGUCUAUGGACCCGUACCACAGGUUAAUGUGGGAGGUGUGGAUGCCGUCCGCACGUAACAUUGUGUCCCAGUGGCUGCCCAGGAAUUGUGCUCCCAUGGUUGAUUUCUUGGAGAACUGGAUGCCUGUGGUCCCUCUUUGGAUAUUGGACAAUAUUCUUGAACAAUUGGUUUUUCCUAAACUACAGCGUGAGGUUGAAAGCUGGAAUCCCUUGACGGACACAGUCCCGAUCCAUGCCUGGAUCCACCCCUGGCUGCCUCUAAUGCAGAUGCGCCUUGAGCCACUAUAUUCUCCCAUCCGCAAUAAGCUUUCCAAUGCAUUGCAGAAGUGGCAUCCCAGCGACUCGUCUGCAAAACUGAUCCUGUUGCCCUGGAAAGAUGUGUUUACACCAGGAUCCUGGGAAGCCUUCAUGGUUAAAAAUAUUGUUCCAAAAUUAGGAAUGUGUGUGUCUGAGUUUGUAAUCAAUCCGCACCAGCAGCAUAUGGACGCCUUCCACUGGGUGAUGGACUGGGAGGACAUGAUCUCACCAUCUAGCCUCAUCGGAUUGCUUGAGAAAAAUUUCUUUGGAAAGUGGUUGCAGGUGCUGUGUUCGUGGCUCAGUAACAGCCCAAAUUAUGAAGAGAUCACAAAAUGGUACCUGGGCUGGAAGUCCAUGUUCUCGGACCAGGUCCUGGCCCACCCGACCGUCAAAGAGAAGUUUAAUGAAGCCCUGGACAUCAUGAACCGUGCUGUCACCUCCACAGUUGGUGGCUACAUGCAGCCAGGAGCUCGAGAAAACAUUGCCUACCUGACCCACACGGAACGCCGGAGGGACUUCCAGUACGAGGCCAUGCAGGAGCGGCGUGAGGCUGAGAACAUGGCUCACCGCGGCAUCGGAGUCACAUCAACCUCCAUCCCCAUGAACUUCAAGGACCUGAUUCAGGCCAAGGCUGAAGAGCACAACAUCGUCUUCAUGCCUUUGAUGGGCAAACGUCAUGAGGGGAAACAGCUCUACACAUUUGGGCGGAUCAUCAUCUACAUUGACAGAGGGGUUGUGUUUGUACAGGGAGAGAAGACUUGGGUGCCAACGUCACUUCAGAGCCUCAUUGAUAUGGCUAAGUAAUAUAAAUAGGAGACGUUCUGUACUUUUAUUGCAGCUGUGCAAGAUUUUCACCCGUUUAUUUGGGCUGUGAUAUGACAGGAGACUCUCACAGUGCAGACAGAUCUUCACUGCACUCUUUCCUUUUGCUCCAGGUCCACAAGUGAAAUCAAUACUGACUCCAGCAUUUGGUUCUGAUUCAGUCCCCAUAUGUUACUUGGUGUAUUUUGUUAAACAAGAAAUGCUGUCUUCAUUUUAAUAACUUGUUUUUUUAUGAACAAUUUGUCCAGGAUUCUAAAGCCAGAAUGCUAUUGAUUUGAUGUUUUGGUCUCGGUUCCGCUGUCCGAUGCUGAACUGACAAACAUCAAUAAACCAGAGUCCAUGCUCUAAAAAUAUGUUGAAAGAGUCCAUUGACUAUUUUACAGGAUACAGUCCAUCUCUGAGCAUCAGAAACCAAGCUGACUGCAACACUCUGGUCUUUGUUUGACAAUUAGUUUGCAUUGUCUUCAGCAUUUGUUCUCCCAAGGGUACACACUGGAGUUAAAAAUAAAUGAGGUGGCUAGAUCGUGCUUUGAGCCAGUUUCGUCCAACCA
Leucoraja erinaceus (little skate) is the source of this 3221-nucleotide messenger RNA. RefSeq names its product tuftelin interacting protein 11 (gene tfip11). Bases 160 to 2652 code for a protein of 830 amino acids. Lineage: Eukaryota; Metazoa; Chordata; Chondrichthyes; Rajiformes; Rajidae. The transcript has 13 exons. Gene Ontology annotation, molecular function: nucleic acid binding. Gene Ontology annotation, biological process: spliceosomal complex disassembly. Gene Ontology annotation, cellular component: U2-type post-mRNA release spliceosomal complex. The record is from RefSeq and is a predicted model, not a curated record.